UGACACACUGUAGAAACUAUUUUGCCUUCUUCACUUCUGUUAUACAUUUCAUACUGUACCAUUGUGAUCCAGGGCUAUCAGGAGAGCUACCCAAUCGCAGAGGGCCAUCGUGGCUUCAUCAGUGAUGCCAGACUUCUGCAGAUGCAGAGAGCUGAAAGAGAGGCCAUGGAAGCAAAGCAAAGAAAGAUAAGUGCUAUCCAUGAGAAUUAUGUCCGGACUGCUCUCAUCGGGGUUGGCAGCACCUUCGCGCACCACUUCGUCCCCUCUAUUCAGUGCAUUCCGCGGCCGAAAGCUCCACCGAGGCCUUUGCCACGAAGGCUUGAGCACAUAGCUCUGGCCCCACUGAAGAACGUGGUGGGGGUGGACGGAGCCCAAGUUCGACCCGGAUCUCACUCUCUGGAGUCCAUCCAGGUAAAUAAGUCAUUCAGCAGCAGUAGCGUGUGGCCUGUUCCCGUCCCUCCCACUGCAGCUCCCUCCAAGAGGGGAAAGAAGAAGAAGGGCAGGCGGGGAGUCAAAGCCCUGAAAGUCCAGUCGGACCAGGGCUGUGCUGACAACAACGGACCCAUUGACCUGAUGGAGGAGGUGAGGGACAUCGAGGCUCACCUGAAGGAGGAGGACUGGAAGGUGGUACAUGAGGUGAAGGCCAUGGGCAGGAGAAGUUUGGGCUCGGCCAUGUCCACGGGGGAAAUAGCAACCAGCUCUCUGGGAAGCCUGAGCUCAGUGGAUAUGAACACCCCCUGCGGAGCUCCGUGACUACUUGGAUGUCGGGACCCCGGUCAAGUCGCUUGACAGCCCACCCAGGCCUGCUCCCCCUCCUACCAAGCCCAGGAGCAAACAGCCUUGGCCUAUAAGGUUCCUUAGCCUGCCAAAGGCUGCCACCGGCUCAGACAAGAUGGCAGCCAGUGAGCCAAAGGGUCAAAUUAAGAACCAGGCCAGAUUGCAGCCUCUGUCCAACCCAGAGCAGGCCCUGACUAAGACCUUCAAGCUGCUCCACUCUGCCUCUGAUGACUGGGAGAAGAAGAUCGAGGGCUUGACCUUUCUCCGUGUGAUGGCUCAGAACCACAUGGACAUACUGAUGCCUAAACUCCAUGAUAUCUGUCUUGCCAUUAUAAAUGAGGUGAAGAACCUGCGCUCUGCAGUGUCCUGUGCUGCCAUGGCCACACUGGGUGACAUGUACGUCCACCUCCAGAGGGCCAUGGACAGUGAGGUGGAGGUGACGGCACGCGUGCUGCUGCACAAAGCCAGCGAGGCCAACGCCUUCAUCCGGCAGGGCGCCAACUCUGCCCUGGGUCACAUGGUGCAGAGCUGCACCCCUACACGUGUCAUGAAUGCCCUGCUGGUCGGUGGGCUGAGCCACCGUAACGCGAGGAGCUGCACUGCUCAGCACCUGGAGAGACUGGCUGAGGUCAUGGGGACGGCUCGUCUCCUGUCGGGGAAGAAAGACCUCACUGACCGUUUCUUGAUUGCCGUCAGUAAACUGGCUGUGGACCCUUCACAGGAAGUCAGGCAUCAUGGUCGCAAUAUCUUGAGCAACAUGGCCACCAAUGGCGACUUUCCUAAAAUGUGGGACAAAUUCGCUCCGAGGAAAGAGAGAGAAUCCUUGAGGGAGGUCAUCUCAAAGGUUAACCUCAAAGAAAGGCGCAGCAGCACACUGCCCUCCAAAGCCUGCAAAAUAAUCGCUCGACUGCCCCUUUCCUAGCUCUGCAUGGAACAUCCAGUGUCACAUCCUUGGUGACGUGUGGGGUGACAUCCGGGAUGACCACAGCAACAUCCUCUGGAAAGGGAAAAAAGAGGAUCAGGAUGUAAACAAAUGCAAACCGUAGCUUCUUAACACUGGCCAGUUGAAAGGUUCUGCUAAGAUGUCAUGACAAACGGCACCUGUCAGAGUGCUCUCUAAGUGUUACUCACCUGCUUGGAUGUCAGCUGGCAGAGUGUCGAAGACGGACAUCGUGAGAGUCCUUUCUUCAGGUGUGACAUGCUCAAUCGAUCCUAUUUAUUUGUACUGAAAUGUGAUCUUUUUUUUUCUCUGCUGCUACUCGUGUUUUACAGAAACACGUUUGAGUGGGUUUUCUACAGUCUGGCGCAUGUUGACACAAGAUGGAGAAUGCAUAUGCUGCAAACCAGCACAACUAUCACGCAUCAACUAUAGACGAGUUUCACUCACUACUGCAGUUUGGAGUUAGGUUGAUGUUAGAGGCUACUGGAGGAAGUUAUGGGGCAUACUUGAACUCUUUAAGGGAACAUGAACCUUUCUACUCCUGCAAAUUAUGACUAAUAACCCUAAUCAAAUUCUACGAGAUGGGUUUUUGAAUGCAGUACUGUAUUUUCAUUGAAAUGGCAGAUUUGUAUGAUUUCACACAAAAAAAUUGUAUGUAAUGCUUCCCACAAAAAAAUUAUUUUACUAUUUUGUUUCAAAUGGUCCCUCUGGCAUGCAUAUUUCUGUAUGACUUAACACAUGUUUGAAUCCCACUUCCUUGAUAUUUUUAAGUUAAUUUUAGUCCUCCUCCUUGCAUGUUUUGUUCCAUACCUGUGCCUUGGAGAAAACAACUAUAGCCCUCCAAGUCUAAUACGCUAUACACAACAGCAGCCUACAGUGUUAACUUAUUGAGAAUGUAUAUCAUUGUAUUUAACAUUCAAACCUCUUUUGAACUCUUCAGAUCUUAACCGGAUCAAACUGGAAUGUUAAUAUAUUACCCUAAGUCAAACUGGUUUUGGUGUCUUAGACACAAAAGGUUGUUUUCUCCUCAUAGUAAAAACACUGUUUCAUGGUUUGGAUUAAAAACACUGGGUAUUUGUUA
Messenger RNA from Oncorhynchus kisutch (coho salmon), 2798 nucleotides. Its product is annotated as TOG array regulator of axonemal microtubules protein 1-like. Lineage: Eukaryota; Metazoa; Chordata; Actinopteri; Salmoniformes; Salmonidae. The record is from RefSeq and is a predicted model, not a curated record. The transcript is spliced from 8 exons. Gene Ontology annotation, biological process: microtubule cytoskeleton organization. Gene Ontology annotation, cellular component: cilium; cytoplasmic microtubule. Gene Ontology annotation, molecular function: microtubule binding. Bases 893 to 1699 code for a protein of 268 amino acids.